Messenger RNA from Malania oleifera, 1469 nucleotides. Its product is annotated as probable WRKY transcription factor 17. Bases 276 to 1319 code for a protein of 347 amino acids. The record is from RefSeq and is a predicted model, not a curated record. Lineage: Eukaryota; Viridiplantae; Streptophyta; Magnoliopsida; Santalales; Ximeniaceae. Gene Ontology annotation, molecular function: sequence-specific DNA binding; DNA-binding transcription factor activity. Gene Ontology annotation, biological process: regulation of DNA-templated transcription. The transcript has 3 exons.
AAAAAAAUACAUUUUCAAAUAUUAUAUAUAAAAAUUUUGACGAAUUUUUUAAAAAAGAGUUUAAAAAUUGUGUUUGACCAAUAAAUCCCCUCGGCCCCUCUCUCCCACCCGGUAAACCGGUCACCUCUCACCCUUAUAUCCCCCCUUCUCCGCCCCACCCAUUUCCCACUUUCCCAUCUCCCUCUCUCUGCGAUUCCCACUUCUCCUUCUCUCUCUAGAUGCGUGCCUGAGCUUGGGGUUCUGCUGCCGCUGCCUCCCUGCUCUGGAUCUCGAUCAUGGCCAUUGACACGCUGAGCUACUCCAAGAUGGACGAACAGAUCGCCAUCCAGGAGGCCGCAUCCGCCGGCCUCAAGAGCAUGGAGCACCUCAUACGCCUCCUCUCCCACCAGAACCACCACUCCCAGCACCACCAACAACACCCUCCCGCCGACUACUCCCACCUCGCCGACUUCACCGUCUCUAAGUUCAAGAAGGUAAUCUCCCUCCUCAACCGCACCGGCCACGCCCGCUUCCGUCGCGGACCUCCCGCUCCCUCCGCUCCGGCGCCUCCUGCCGCUUCUCCUCCUCCUUCUUUUGCCUCCGUUCCGCAGUAUCAGUCCGUUACCGUGACUCCGUCUCCGGUCCCUCCGCACGCUGCGCUUCCGCCGACGACCUCUGAGGCGGUUGCGCCGGCCGGAUUUUGCCACUCGCAGUCGCAGGCGCUGACUCUAGAUUUCACUAAACAGAAUGUGUUGAGCUCGAACCCUAAGUCGAGCAGUGCCGACGAGAGCUUCAGCAUAUCGCCUCCGAUGUCGUCGACGAACUCCUCGUUCAUGUCGUCGAUCACCGGAGACGGAAGCGUUUCUAACGGGAAGCAAGGGUCGUCUCUGUUCCUAGCGCCGGCGCCUGCAGCAUCCGCCUGGAAACCGCCGCUCUCUACGACGUCGUACAAGAAGAGGUGCCACGAGCACGACCACUCUGAAGAUGGAUCCGGCAAGUAUUCCAGUUCAACAAAGUGCCAUUGCUCUAAGAGAAGGAAAUCUCGGGUUAAGAGUACGAUUAGGGUGCCAGCGAUUAGCUCCAAGAUCGCCGAUAUACCGCCGGACGAGUACUCCUGGAGGAAAUACGGCCAGAAGCCGAUCAAGGGCUCCCCAUACCCAAGGGGAUACUACAAGUGCAGCAGCGUGAGGGGGUGCCCGGCAAGGAAACACGUAGAGCGGGCCCCGGACGACCCGACGAUGCUGAUCGUGACUUACGAAGGGGAGCACCGGCACUCGCAGGCCGCCAUGCAGGAUAAUGUUGCCGCCAGGGUGGGCCUCAUGUUCGAGUCGUCAAAUUGAGACUUGGAGAGGGGUUUAAUUGAAAAUAUGGAAGAGAAAGAGAAAAGAAAUAAAAAAAAAUGUAGACUUUUGUAGUAUUGAGAUAGUUUAGGGGUGUUGGAUGUAAAUUUCGAAAGAAAUAGAAUGAAGAUCCUACAAUCUUUUGUUAAA